AUGUAUCGUAAGCUCACAGUCUCUUCUCGUGCACUUAUAACAUUAGCUCACCGGGCCAGGCACGCCAGUCCUCGAGGCGAGAAAGAGGUCGAGCCCUCUCCUGCGCUCAUGGAAGCGGAAUCUGACUCGUCUGAGUCUCUUCGACCCGCAAAACGGCGCCGAAGACCAGAGUCCGGACGUGUCUCAACAGAGGAGCCAGCUACACCCACGAAGAGGCCACGGAGACAGAGACACGCGUCCACUUCUGAUGAACAAAGCUCCGAGAAUGAGCCCAAGAUACCAGAUGAUAUUCAACUACCCGACGGCCCCAAUGAGAUGGAUCUUUUGCGUUGGGAUCUGGUGAAGAUCAUUCAUAACAAGCGGAAUGCUGCUUCACUGGAAGCCCCCACCCUGAUUCGCCUGCUCGAGGUCUUGCAACAAGAUCAUCCGUCAUACUCCGAGGAUGAACUGCAGGAAAAGGCAGAGUUUUCGGUCAUGAUACAGGAAAGAUGGGACGGGCCUACAAAAGGUGGUAAGCUCAGCAAUUCUGAUAUGCGUGCUCUAGAGUUCAUCUUAAAAGUACCAUUCAUGGAUCGCUCCGCUGUCGAUGCUCAUGAACGGGACAUUUGCCUAGGAAUAUUCACCCCCUCGAUGAGUGGCGACCGUCAGAGACCGAUGAAAAGCUGGUCCCCUGCGGGUUUAAGACUUCUCCAUCGCGUCCUAAGGAAAUCACAGCUAAACCCACGGGAUAAACAGGUUUUGAUUGAACUCAAUACUGCCCUCGAAACUGAAGUGCCCAUGAGCCGAACGACGUGGCAAAACUGCAUGAAUAUUUUGUUUCGAGACUCGGUUGCAAAGCAGGCCGGCAGGUCUACUCGAAGUCAAAUCUGCCGAUCCGAGCAUGCGAGUCAAGUCCAAGUGCCAGAACGCACCGUGCAAGCGAAGAUAUUGUCUGCACCAAAGCCAAAACAACCGACUGUCACCUCAAGACCUACAUUAUCCAAUAGUCUCUCCGAUCCUGAGCCAACCUUCCGAAUAGAACCAUCGACCGCAUUGCCACAUCCAAGGCCCACGUUUCAAUUGUCCGAGAGUCUCGCAGCCAGGUUGUUCGAGGUUUAUUGUCAUACGGACUAUCCCUUGCUGCCAAUAAUUGAUUUGCUCGUGUUCGAACCAUACCAAGACCCUUCAAAAUCUCAAGGGGGUGCCAUCGAAAACUCGCAAGCUGGGCCGUUGAAGUUCUGUCAUGCACUUGCCUGUUUGAGUUAUGGUGAUUCUCGUGUACUCAAACAUGCACCGACACUUUACCGGUCCGCGCAGGAUUCCAUGCCCUCAAUUAUGAAUUCUGGAGACAUGCUAAGUCUUGUGCAAUGCCAAGUCCUGCAGAGCCAAUAUUUGCGAGCGGUUGGGGAUUUGACUUCCGCAUGGGAAGUCAUUGGCUUGGCCAUACGGAAGGCUCAUACGUUUGGCAUCAAUGCAAAGUUGGACAAGGCCUUUGAUCCCGAUAGUACCUCCAACAAGCUAGCAGUGCGUCUCUGGCACAGCAUGCAAAUGAUGGAGCGUUCUCUGGCCCUGGAUUUAGGUGUGACGUACUGUGGAAUCGACUCUAUCUUCAACAAAGCGCCAUUCUCAGAUACGUGGGCUGAUGGUGUCCCGGGAUUGGCCGAAAAUGGCCAGGGUACAAGCAUCUGUAUUUCCAAGUUCUUUUAUGCAUCUCGCAGUCUUCACGUCAUAAUGGACGAGCUGGUUGAUUUCGAAGAAGAGGUACGACUCUCCAACGGUCAAUGCGCCCUUCAGAAGAUCAAGGAGGCGGACCUCCGAGACUUCCUGAACAUGGAGACUAGACUGGAAAGUUGGUACGAAUCACUGCCUACUGUUCUACAAGAUCCUACUGCUCUACGGGACAAGUUUCAGUCCGAUAGCCCCAGUCCAUUGAUUGGUAGGCUACGUAGCCGUCUGCUUAUGCGAUACCUCUAUUUCAAAAUUCGUCUCUACCGACCGCUGUUGAUUCUUGGUGUUGCCCUUUCCGUUAGUUGUGCUUGUGGUUCAGGACCUCAUAUGAGACGCCAAAACAAAUAUGGAAAACAUGGCUUGUCCAUCCUUACGAUCAUCCGGAAUGCUUCCUCCAAAUGCCUGAAUCUUGCUGCACAACUUACAGAUCUGUUGUGGCAAUGCAAGGAAUCCGCGUCCCUACCAAUCGACGCGUUGGCAUGCGAAUACGCCCACUAUGCAUAUGCCUGCGGUCUGGCCAUAAUCGCAGCUCGUGGUCUUCGUUUUAUCUCUACCGACAGUAAGGACAAAGAAGUACGAGUCUACCAUGCUGGACAAUUCGACAAGAUUCUUCGCCUCCUCGAAAUAGGCGAAAAAAAUAUGGAAGAUAACCAAGAUCUGAGCCACCUGUUUUGCAUAUGUCAGCAGGCGUUGCGUGAUGUUUCGAAGCUUGCUGAUGAGCCGAACAAGUCGGCUUUGACUUCCGAAUAUGUUGACUUUGACAAGCUCUCAUGGCACAAGCUUUAUGCUAGAAUCAGGGUUGACCCUCCAAUCCCCCCUCACCCUCGUUUCCCUGAUGUUUCCAGAUUGCUUGGCUGGUUUGAAAGUUUACCAGUUGACCUGAUGGCCUGA
This is a messenger RNA of Penicillium pulvis, 2598 nucleotides long. RefSeq names its product transcription factor domain-containing protein. Lineage: Eukaryota; Fungi; Ascomycota; Eurotiomycetes; Eurotiales; Aspergillaceae. Gene Ontology annotation, molecular function: DNA-binding transcription factor activity, RNA polymerase II-specific; RNA polymerase II cis-regulatory region sequence-specific DNA binding. Gene Ontology annotation, cellular component: nucleus. Gene Ontology annotation, biological process: positive regulation of transcription from RNA polymerase II promoter by galactose. The transcript has a single exon. The record is from RefSeq and is a predicted model, not a curated record. Bases 1 to 2598 code for a protein of 865 amino acids.